Molecule: messenger RNA, 1638 nt
Organism: Lotus japonicus
Lineage: Eukaryota; Viridiplantae; Streptophyta; Magnoliopsida; Fabales; Fabaceae
Product: probable UDP-arabinopyranose mutase 2
Exons: 4
Coding region: 201-1277 (358 amino acids)
Biological process (GO): plant-type cell wall biogenesis; UDP-L-arabinose metabolic process
Cellular component (GO): Golgi apparatus; cytosol
Molecular function (GO): UDP-arabinopyranose mutase activity
Source: RefSeq, a predicted model, not a curated record
CACGGCAACACCUUUGAACAAGUCACAUACAACUAGUUACCUUAAACAUUCAGACACAUCAAUCAACCUUUAAAUCCCACACUAGUGCCGAUAACUCAGGCACUGCACGUGUUACCCCAUUUCUCACCCUCUUAAAUUCCAUCACUAUUUCCUCUCAAAAUCCAAACUCUCUAUAUUCUCCAUCAAUCACCAUAGCUGCAAUGGCUAACACUGCUUCUGUGGCACCAACACCACUACUGAAAGAUGAGCUUGACAUUGUCAUCCCCACCAUAAGGAACCUUGAUUUCCUUGAAAUGUGGAGGCCAUUCUUUGAGCCUUACCAUUUGAUCAUUGUUCAGGAUGGUGACCCUUCCAAAACCAUUCAGGUUCCUCCAGGUUUUGAUUAUGAGCUGUAUAACCGCAAUGACAUUAACAAGCUUCUGGGUCCAAGAGCCUCUUGCAUUUCAUUCAAGGACUCUGCUUGCCGCUGCUUUGGCUACAUGGUGUCUAAGAAGAAGUAUAUCUUCACCAUUGAUGAUGACUGUUUUGUUGCCAAUGACCCAUCUGGAAAAUCGAUUAAUGCACUUGAGCAGCAUAUUAAGAACCUUCUUUGUCCUGCCACUCCCUACUUUUUCAAUACCCUCUAUGAUCCCUUCAGAGAAGGUGCAGAUUAUGUUCGUGGAUACCCUUUUAGUCUUCGUGAAGGUGCACCAACUGCUAUUUCUCAUGGACUCUGGCUCAACAUCCCAGACUAUGAUGCUCCUACACAGCUUGUGAAGCCUCUGGAGAGGAACACUAGGUAUGUGGAUGCUGUUCUGACCAUACCAAAAGGCACUUUAUUUCCAAUGUGUGGAAUGAAUUUGGCAUUCGAUCGUGAUCUGAUUGGACCAGCAAUGUACUUCGGUCUCAUGGGAGAUGGUCAGCCAAUUGGACGCUAUGAUGAUAUGUGGGCUGGGUGGUGCUGCAAGGUGAUCUGUGAUCAUAUGGGGCUUGGAAUCAAGACUGGUCUUCCCUAUAUCUAUCACAGCAAGGCAAGUAACCCAUUUGUAAACCUGAGGAAAGAGUACAAAGGCAUUUUCUGGCAGGAAGACAUCAUCCCAUUCUUCCAGAGUGUUGUUCUUCCAAAAGAAUGCACCACUGUUCAAAAGUGCUACAUUGAGCUCUCUAAGCAAGUCAAGGAAAAGCUUUCAAAGAUAGAUCCUUACUUUGACAAGCUUGCAGAUGCCAUGGUCACUUGGAUUGAAGCUUGGGAUCAGCUUAACCCUGCUGGAGCAUCUGAGGCCAAUGACAAAGCCUAAAUCAAUCUUGGUUAACAGCAAACACAGCACUGAACUUAUUUAUAUAUUAUACUUUUCUCAAGUUUUCUGGUCAAAUUUCUUUUCAACUCACCUUUAGUGUCACUUGAAAUUUGCAGCAUUGGUAACUGCAAUUCUAUUUUGAACUUGAUGCUUUGAGCUUAGAAAAAAUAAAGUACAAUGGUGUCGGUCGUUGUUGCCUUGUGAUUCUUGUUCGAUGAGUAGAGAUCACUGCAGGACCUUGUCAUUUGGAAGCACUGAGUUUUAUGUGUAGCAUGUGUUAUAGAAAGAAUAUUAAUGUAUGGUUCAUUUGCUAUUGAGUAAUGAUCAAUUGUAAUCGAAUUUGUACUGAUGUUUAAUUUGA